UCUUUUCCCAUAGGGAAUGGAUAAACCCCUCGAUCGGCAAAAACAUCGAGAACGAAAGAGCGAGAACGAGUGAGCUUGGUCUCACACUGCUUGAAAAAUGGCAACAUCGAGCCAUCGAGGAUUCUAAGAGAGAUACUCUCUCUCUCUCUUCUGAAAAUAUAUUGGAAUUCAAGGGCGAUCUAGGGCACCUUUCACUCGAAUUUUCCCCCUCUUUUUCAUUGCCUGCAGAGAUGUACCAGUGGAGAAAAUUCGAGUUUUUCGAGGAGAAGUCCUCAAAGUGCUUGAUCCCAUCAGAGAUUGAAGGUAAAAUCGAGUGUUGCUCAAGUGGAAGGGGAAGGAUCGCAGUUGGUUGUGACAAUGGCUCUGUUCAUUUGUUGGAUCGCGGCCUCAAAUUGGGUUACAGUUUUCAGGCUCACGCCAUGUCUGUACUCUUUGUUCAGCAGCUCAAGCAACGCAAUGUCCUAUUAACUGUUGGCGAGGAUGAGUCUGCAUCACCUCAGCUAUCAGCUAUAUGUCUCAAAGUCUUUGAUCUUGAUAAGAUGGAACCAGAGGGUUCAAGCACCAGCAGUCCUGUUUGUGUUCAAAUAUUGCGGAUUUUCACCAACCAGUUUCCUGCAGCAAAGAUUACAUCCUUUCUAGUUCUUGAAGAGGCUCCCCCAAUAUUACUUAUCUCUAUAGGAUUGGAUAAUGGCUCCAUUUACUGCAUCAAAGGUGACAUUGCUCGUGAGCGUAUCCAGAGGUUCAAGUUACAGGUCGGGUCUACCUCGGACUCUGUUACUGGUCUUGGAUUUCGGGUCGAUGGCCAAGCUCUUCAGCUAUUUGCUGUUACCCCUUCCUCAGUGAGUUUGUUCAGCAUGCAAGACCAACCACCAAAGAAGCAAACAUUAGAUCAGAUUGGAUGUGAAGCUAAUAGUGUUACAAUGAGUGAUCGUCAGGAACUAGUAAUUGGCAGACCUGAGGCUGUCUACUUCUAUGAAGUCGAUGGGAGGGGUCCAUGUUGGGCGUUUGAAGGAGAGAAGAAAUUCCUUGGUUGGUUUCGCGGGUAUCUUUUAGCUGUGAUAUCAGACCAAAGAGGCAACAAGAACACUUUCAAUGUAUAUGAUCUCAAGAACCGAUUGAUUGCCCAUAGUAUUGUUGUUGGAGAUGUUUCACAUAUGCUUAGUGAAUGGGGUAACAUAAUCCUUAUAAUGAGUGACAAGACUGCCUUAUGUAUAGGUGAGAAGGAUAUGGAAAGCAAGUUAGAUAUGCUUUUCAAGAAGAAUCUUUAUGCUGUUGCAAUCAAUCUCGUUCAGAGUAACCAAGCAGAUGCUGCUGCUACUGCUGAAGUUCUUCGAAAAUAUGGGGAUCAUUUGUAUGGGAAACAAGAUUAUGAUGAGGCCAUGUCUCAAUAUAUUCUCACCAUUGGCCAGCUUGAGCCCUCCUAUGUCAUCCAAAAGUUUCUUGAUGCACAGCGUAUAUAUAACCUCACCAGCUACCUGGAGAAAUUGCAUGAGAAAGGAUUGGCUUCAAAGGAUCACACUACCCUCCUUCUUAAUUGCUAUACCAAACUCAAAGACGUGGCAAAAUUGGAUGAGUUUAUAAAAGGUGAAGAAGAUGGGGUCAGAGAGCACAAGUUUGAUGUUGAAACUGCGGUUAGGGUUUGCCGUGCGGCUGGAUACCAUGAGCAUGCAAUGUAUGUUGCAAAGAAGGCAGGGAGGCACGAAUGGUACUUGAAAAUAUUACUUGAAGACCUCGAUAGAUAUGAUGAGGCUUUGGAGUAUAUAUCAAGCCUCGAACCAAACCAAGCUGAAACCACAUUGAAAGAGUAUGGUAAGAUUCUUGUGGAGCAUAAGCCAUUUGAGACAGUUGAAAUACUAAUGAGGCUUUGCACUGGAGAUGGUGAAUCAGGGGAGGAGGCCUCAAACGCGUUGUACCCAUCGAAGCUGCCUUCCCCUACCGAUUUUAUGAGCAUUUUCAUACACCAGCCAAAGUCUCUAAUGGAGUUCUUCGAGAAGUAUACCAAUAGAGUGAAGGAAUCACCAGCUCAUGUAGAAAUCCACAAUACCCUCUUGGAGCUAUAUUUGUCUCGUGACUUGAGCUUUCCACUGAUAACUCAAGAAGGCUUGAUUACGGAUGUUAAUAACAUUAAACAGUCUGUCCCUUUGAACACUGUUACGACAGGAGUUUCCAUCAGCGGUGACAAUAAAUACAAAGAGAGAGAUCGGCUUCAGAGACUUGAGAAAGGAUUGGGCUUGCUCAAAAGUGCAUGGCCGUCACAUAUGGACCAACCCAUGUAUGAUGUUGAUCUCGCCAUCAUUCUUUGUGAGUUGAAUGGGGUCAGAGAGGGCCGCUUGUUUCUGUAUGAGAAGAUGAAAUUGUAUAAGGAAGUGAUAUCAUGCUACAUGCAAGACCAUGAUCAUGAAGGAUUGAUCACGUGUUGCAAGAAACUUGGGGAUUCAAGCAAGGGUGGGGACCCAUCACUUUGGGCAGAUGUGCUCAAGUAUUUUGGUGAGCUUGGAGAAGAUUGUUCCAAAGAAGUAAAGGAGGUGUUAGUGUACAUAGAGAGGGAUGACAUUUUGCCACCCAUCAUUGUUCUUCAAGCUCUGUCAAGGAAUCCAUGUCUCACCCUUUCGGUUGUCAAGGAUUACAUUGCGAGGAAGCUCGAGCAAGAAUCGAAGCUGAUAGAAGAGGAUCGCAAGUCCAUCGAGAAGUACCAGGAAGAGACGUCUGCCAUGAGGAAAGAAAUAAAUGAGCUGAGGACGAAUGCGAGGAUCUUUCAACUGAGCAAAUGCACUGCAUGCACAUUUACCUUAGACCUUCCAGCCGUUCAUUUCAUGUGUAUGCAUUCUUUUCACCAGCGAUGCCUCGGUGACAAUGAGAAGGAAUGCCCAGUCUGCGUGCCACAAUACAAAAGCCUUACAGAGAUGAAGAGGAGCUUAGAACAAAAUGCCAAAGACCACGAUAGGUUUUUCCAGCAAGUGAGAAGCUCGAGUGACGGGUUUUCUGUGAUUGCAAGUUAUUUUGGAAAAGGGGUUGUGAGCAAAACUGGUGAUGGCCCCCCUGCCGUAUGUAGAACUGGUAGCAAUCGUUCCGAUGGAUUGUAAGAGUGUGUUUAGCUAAUAAAAGGAGAUCAGGUUAUGUAUGUGCUUUUUCUGUAACUUUUUGUGUUGAUUUAAUUGUCCGUUUGAUGCUGUUGCAUCAAAUAAUUGAUUUUUUCUGAAGGAUUGAUUGGUUGUUGAUCUCAAGAAUUGGGCUUGGGCUUGGACUUGGUUGUUUGAGGCCUUGACAUUGCAACACUGCAUCGAAUCGAAAAAAAGAGUUGCUUUCCAUUUUGCGAAAUCCAAUUAUGUAUAGCAUUGGUAAUUAAGGAAGAUGGUGGAUAUGUAAAUAACUGUUUGCUUUUCAUGUGACGUGAAAUGGGUGGGAGGACUGGUAUCUUUGUGUA
Molecule: messenger RNA, 3424 nt
Organism: Amborella trichopoda
Lineage: Eukaryota; Viridiplantae; Streptophyta; Magnoliopsida; Amborellales; Amborellaceae
Gene: VPS11
Product: vacuolar protein sorting 11
Biological process (GO): vesicle-mediated transport; intracellular protein transport; organelle fusion
Cellular component (GO): HOPS complex; endosome
Molecular function (GO): protein binding; protein-macromolecule adaptor activity
Source: RefSeq, a predicted model, not a curated record